AUGGGGAAUAUACAAUCAGCAGUCGAAACCCCUGUUCCGAGGUCGUCUCCGAAGUCGUCCCCCAAGUCGUCUCCCCAGAGGCUGUCCAAGCCCAAAACCGCCAACCCUACCAACGAAGGCCUACUUCUCUUGAACCCCGGAGGUCUCUCUACCAGUUUAAAACGCCAGAGCGCCGUCCUACCUGCUCGUCCCGAAAAUGUACCUCUCGAAACCAACCCAGCGCCAAUAAUGCGCCCAUCCGCCGAUGUGUCCGAGGGUAUCCCGGAGGAAGGAGAGGCAGAAUUGGAAAAGAAAGGGUCACUCAAGUCGAUACAAGAAAAGGCUACCAAGAGAAUGAGUCUGUUUCGGUCCAAGUCUUCACGAGGAAAUCCUCAUAAGGAAAAGGGGGCCAGCACUGCUCGGCCAACCUCACGGAAUUGCAACACCGCCACAGGUACCAUUCCCAGGUCCAACUCCAUGACUUUUGAGUCCGCCGCCGCGGCUUAUAUGCAGCCACGCCAGGACAGCUGGGCUGGUCCGCCUCAAACCCGCACAACUUGGAACUACGAUACAGCUACUUAUGCUUCUCAACGACUAAUCAACCUUGCAGAGGAGCCGGCUUUCGAACAUACAAGUGCCGUAUCAGAGCGCGCGGCGACGAUGACAGAGUACUCGUGGAACGGAGACCAGUUUGACUACAACGGAGCUUCUAUCAGCCGCGCAAACUCCGACCUUUCUCUCUAUGUGCCGGUCCGCCGACGAUCGAUACUUCAGACGCCCGGUGUGGCAACGCGCAGAACUUCUACGAGAGAUGGCCUGACCCAUUCGCAGUCAGUUCGAUACAGCCAUCCACAGACGCCGCAGAUCUCGCGCCAGCAGUCGAUCGAGUCUUUCCGGGAGGGUAUUCUGUCCAUGCCGCCACCUGGGCUAGACCCACAGCUUUUGCAGCGGGUUGUGACACCAUGCGAGGACGAAUAUCAGUCAAUUGGAGCUUUCAAACUGGGAACAUUGCGUAUUACCAACGGUUCUGCGAGCCCAAUGAGCCCCGAGCUCGAGAGGAAGGGACAACGGGACUAUUUUUCGAGGGUUCAGAGCAGCAUAGAUUCACGUGCGGAGGCGAAUCAAUUCCUCCAGGUCAAAGUACCUGAGCCGCGCGUUGUGAGACCAGCCAACAGCGUCCCGGCCGCCCUGUCUCAGCCUGAGUAUUCUUCAAACGAAGUUUUGGACGUCCGUCUUGAUCCCAAUGCAAAGUCGCAGCCCAGCACAUCUCCCAUCGGUGACGCAGCUGCGACUGUCGCUAGAACAGAUAGCGGUUUCAUGAGCCUCUCUGACGAACCUCUGAACAUCAAGCCUUUGGCCAAAGCCGAUUCCGGAUACAGCUCCAAUGUGUCUUUGCGCUCGCUUCACACCAAGUCUCAGACCUUUGAGCAUAAGAGGAAAAAGUCAAAUGACAAACAGACCAUUCCGGUUCAAGAUUUCGGCCUCGACAUUCCACUCACUGUUUCUCCCCUAAUGACCCCUGAAUCAGAGGCGCCUCCACCUGUUCCUCCCAAGGAUACUCCCCCGAUCUCUCCUCUCGAGGGAGGCCAGAUGUUUGAGAGUCUCCGGAAGAGUCUUUCUCUCCGCGGCCAGCAAGCUAAAGCCGGCCUCUUGACUCCCAAGUCCUCAAAUAAAAGCGAAAAGCGUCCUUCGCUGACCGGCAGCAGCCCGAAGUCGCCAGAACUCAACAGCCUUACUCCAGCCAGCACCAAGUCCAGCAAAUCAGAUCGUUCGAACUCGGCUCUCAGCAUCAGCAGCAUCUCGCAGAAGCCAAGCAGGCUGUCGAGAUUUUUGAGCGGAGCUCGCCGCCCUAGCGGUCCUUUGGCUACACACAGCCGCCAUGGACUUGAAGAGGAGCGCGUUCCACCCGUCCCGAAGGACGUCGAGCACAAGUUCCGCGAACACGGCAGGCGCUUUCCCAUGACCACCAAGAGGUUGGCUCUGAAGCAGAGUUCCAGCAUGGAUACCCUCAAGACCAUCUUUAGCGUGAAUAGUCUUGAAGCAAGCCUUGACGCGGUCGCCGCCAAGCCCGCGGUUCCCACAGUUCCUGAGGCGGAAACUGGCGAAGUCGCGACGACCAAGGGCAUUUCCUGGAGAAAAUCGAUCAGAAAGUCGAUGGUCAGGAAGCCCGUACCCGUCAGCAAAGAUGAUGCGAAGGAGGGCCGCAAAGAGGAGCAACCGGGCGUCUACGAUUCGAUUCUUCCACCCAAGACUGGAAAGGUGUACGGCACCGUCAAGAGCAGUUUCGGGUCUGAAGCACUCAAGGACGCGGAAAUGGUCGACUCCAGACUGCCAUGCGAGAGGGCCAUGAGUCUUACUGUCUCGCUUGAGCGAACUCUCAAUAUGCAGAUGGUUGGAGCGCACUCGAACCUGGCUAGCCUUCCCAUGGAACUGCCUCCCGCGUCACUUCCCAGCCCAGUGCUUCCCCGAACCAUGUCCAUGACAUUCGAUCACAAGACGACGCAUAACCAACCACCUGUUAGCAUGCAAACGAGGCGUAUGUCGCUUCGGGUUCCUCAAACUCACCUUCGCCCACAGUCAUCGACUUCCAGCCUGAGACAUGAGGUCAGCCGUGAAAAUAUUCACAGCUAUCCGUCUGCGCAGUCCAGUCGCAGGCCGAGCAGGGAAAGCAUCCACAGCUACCCGACGCACGAACAGGCAGCUCAGAACUACAGUGCUCACCAGGAAAUGGGAACCAUUGGCCAGGAUUACUUGGGCACUUCGGCUGCUCCUCCCCAGAUGGACCCUCGACGACUUUCCGCUUUCCGGCAGCGCCAAAAUACACUGCCUCCUACUUACAAGAUUCCCGACUGGAACCCACCCAUCAGGGCCGAUAUCAGCCGUCAGUCUUCCAUGACAUCCUCAAAUGGAACGAGUCGUCACAAUUCGCUUCAAGCAAGCCGUCACAACUCGCUUUCGGCACAGAGUCAGGACAUUAAUGGGGUACAAAGGCCGAGCAGCGCCCAGCCGCGCCAUAAUUCCUACAUUCAGCGGACUCAAACGCUUCGUCACAGGCCCAGUCACGAUGCUUAUCAGCAGCUGCGCCUCCAAAACGCUCACCCUCCAGACAUGUCAAGUGUCUACGGGGUGCCCACACACGACCCUUACAAAGAUGUUCAGGGGCAGAUGGUGCCUGACAGCGCAUACCCGCCCUACGUUCCCCGACAGACAAGCCAUCAUAGGAAGCGCAGCAUGAGCAUGCAGACUUCGCAUGGUCCCAAUCUGCCUUAUCGGGUCCUUCACAGCUACAACUCACCGGCUUACCGCAAUGCUCCUAUCUGGGGCUAA
Molecule: messenger RNA, 3306 nt
Organism: Sordaria macrospora k-hell
Lineage: Eukaryota; Fungi; Ascomycota; Sordariomycetes; Sordariales; Sordariaceae
Source: RefSeq, a predicted model, not a curated record